AUGAUUGCCCUCAUAAUAGCCCUCCUCUCCGGGACGCCGUCCCUCGCGUCCCGAGACACAUUCUAUCCGCCCCUCAACCAUACAACCUUCAUCACCAAUGCCUCUCUCGGCACGUACGGCGGCAUCUAUAACGCGCCGGCCGACGCGACCAGCCCCAUAGGUGAUGUAUACAACUACUGCAGUAUGCCCCACCCGAACGAAGAUACAUACUCCCUGCCGCCUCCCGUCGCCAACCACUCCGUUACCGCUCGCCUGGUCUAUCUUGAGUAUCUCCAGCGCCAUCAGCGUCGCACUCCUUAUAACCUCCUUCCCGGGGGCGAGAACCAAGACUACAACUGCGACAAUGUCCAUCCCCAUCUCUACGCUGCGCCAGCUGCUCAGGGGACCCUUCCAGCGAAAGUCUACGGUCAAGCGUACUCCGACCCAUCUAACCCAUUCUUGACUACAUACGUCAAUGGAUCUUGCCAGUAUCCGCAGCUCACGAUCGGAGGCCUUCUAGAUGGCUACCAACACGGUCGCGAUCUCCGCGCCGUCUACGGAGACCAGCUUGGUCUAAUUCCCGACUCGCCCGACGGAAAGGUCUGGUUCCGCUCUAGCUCCUCCGCCCUAACCCAAGGCUCUGCGGGCGGUGUCCUCCGCGGAAUCUUUCCCGAGCACUCCGGACCAAUCCCGCUCCACCAACAGGCCUCUGGGAUCGACACCGUCGACCGCGGGUUUUCCUGUUCCGCUCGGGACACGCUGCUCUCAUCCAUCCAAUCCACCGCAGAAUGGAAUGAGCAUCUAUCCGUCACUGAGCCACUGCGCACACGCUUAUCUACUAUGUUUAACGCUACUGACUCUUGGACUUCUACGUUCGACCACUUUGCCGACAACUUCCAGGCCCGCCUGUGUAACGGCUACGAACUGCCAUGUCGCGUGCAGGAUGGAUCUGACUGCGUGACAACCGAGCAGGCAAAUGAGGUUUUCCGCGCCGGCGAUUGGGAAUGGAACUACUGGUGGCGGACCAACGCGAAUGCCACGCAAUACAUCCAACUCGUCGAAGGUCUCUUCAUCGGAGAAAUUGUGCGAAAAUUGGAAGCCGUUCAGCAGGGCAAAUCCGACCUAGUAUAUAGCCAUAAUUUCGUGCAUGAUGGCGAUAUUGGUCCUAUUCUCGGUGCGUUGGGAAUCAGAUCGCUCCGCUGGCCGGGAAUGGCAUCGAAUAUUGCUAUUGAGAUUUGGGAGACUUCCGAAGAAAAGCUCUAUGCUAGAGUUCUAUACAGCGGAUCCGCGAUUGAGACUAUUCAUGGGACCUUGGAUUGGAUCCCGUUGCCUGCGUUGAUCAAUAUCCUGAAGCCGUUCAUCCCAGAUGAUAUCAUCUCGAUGUGCAACUCCAGCUGA
Messenger RNA from Aspergillus oryzae RIB40, 1377 nucleotides. RefSeq names its product histidine phosphatase family protein. The record is from RefSeq and is a predicted model, not a curated record. Bases 1 to 1377 code for a protein of 458 amino acids. The transcript is spliced from 3 exons. Gene Ontology annotation, biological process: dephosphorylation. NCBI's taxonomy places the organism in Eukaryota, Fungi, Ascomycota, Eurotiomycetes, Eurotiales, Aspergillaceae. Gene Ontology annotation, molecular function: phosphatase activity.